AUGUGUGGAAUCUUCGGCUAUGUGAACUACCUGGUCGAGAAGGACCGCAAGUUCAUCCUUCAGACUCUCAUCAAUGGCUUGUCCCGUCUAGAAUACCGAGGCUAUGACUCGGCUGGUCUUUGCGUCGAUGGUGACAAGAAGAAGGAGGUUUUUGCCUUCAAGGAGGUCGGCAAGGUUGCCAAGCUCAAGCAGCUCAUCGACGAGUCCGAUGUCAACUUGACCAAGGUCUUCGAUUCACAUGCCGGAAUUUCUCACACUCGCUGGGCGACUCACGGUUCUCCCUCCCGCGUCAACUGCCAUCCUCAUAGGUCUGACCCCGCCUGGGAGUUCAGCGUUGUCCACAACGGUAUCAUCACCAACUACAAGGAGCUGAAGACGCUGCUCAGCAGCAAGGGCUUCAAGUUCGAGACCGAGACCGAUACUGAGUGCAUUGCCAAGCUUGCCAAGUAUCUCUAUGACCAGAACGAAAGCAUUGGCUUCACCGAUCUUGCCAAGGCUGUUAUUCAGGAGCUUGAGGGCGCUUACGGCCUGCUCAUCAAGUCGGUGCACUAUCCUCAUGAGGUCAUUGCCGCUCGCAAGGGCUCUCCCCUUGUCAUCGGCGUCAAGACCGAGAGGAGGAUGAAGGUUGACUUCGUUGAUGUCGAGUACUCUGAUGAGAACACCGCCCUCCCCGCCGAGGCUGCUUCUCAGAACGUUGCCCUCAAGAAGAACGCUGGCACUCUUCUCGGUGCUGGGCUCGCUGCUCCCGACAAGUCGCUCCUCCAUAGGUCUCAGUCUCGUGCCUUCAUGACUGACGACGGAAUGCCCAUGCCCACCGAAUUCUUCCUGUCCUCGGACCCUUCUGCCAUCGUUGAGCACACCAAGAAGGUCUUGUACCUUGAGGAUGACGAUAUUGCCCACAUUCACGAGGGCUCCCUCAACAUCCACCGCCUUAAGAAGGCCGAUGGAAGCUCCAAUGUCAGGACUAUCCAGACACUCGAGCUUGAGCUUCAGGAGAUCAUGAAGGGCGAGUUCGACCACUUCAUGCAGAAGGAGAUUUUCGAGCAGCCCGAGUCGGUUGUCAACACCAUGCGUGGCCGUCUUGACAGCGCCAACAAGACUGUUACCCUUGGUGGCCUCCGCUCGUACAUUACCACUAUCCGCAGGUGCAGGAGGCUGAUCUUCAUCGCCUGCGGUACCAGCUAUCACUCUUGCAUGGCUGUCCGCGGUAUCUUCGAAGAGCUGGUUGAAAUUCCUAUUGCCGUCGAGCUUGCCUCCGAUUUCCUCGAUCGACAGGCCCCCGUCUUCCGUGACGACACUUGCGUCUUCGUCUCCCAGUCGGGUGAGACUGCCGACUCCCUCAUGGCCUUGAGGUACUGCUUGGAGCGUGGUGCUCUGACCGUCGGUAUCGUCAACGUUGUCGGCUCCUCCAUCUCUCUCCUUACUCACUGCGGUGUCCACAUCAAUGCCGGACCCGAAAUCGGUGUCGCCUCCACCAAGGCCUAUACCUCGCAGUUUGUCGCCAUGGUCAUGUUUGCCCUCUCCCUUAGCGAGGACCGGGCUUCCAAGGCCAAGAGGCGCGAGGAGAUUAUGGAUGGUCUUUCCCAGAUCUCGGGCCACAUCAGGGACAUCCUCACGCAGGAUGCCGCCAUCAAGGAUCUCUGUGCUAGGGUCUUCAAGGACCAGAAGUCUCUUCUGCUCCUCGGUCGCGGCCUGCAGUUCUCGACUGCUCUUGAGGGUGCCCUCAAGAUCAAGGAGAUUUCGUACCUCCACUGCGAGGCCGUCAUGUCUGGUGAGCUCAAGCACGGUGUGCUUGCUCUUGUGGACGAGAACUUGCCCAUCAUCAUGAUCCUCACCCGUGACAACCUCUUCACCAAGUCUCUGAACGCCUACCAGCAGGUCGUUGCCCGUGGUGGCAAGCCCAUUGUUAUCUGCAACCCCGAUGACGAAGAGUUCAAGGCCAGCCAGGCUCUCAAGAUUGAGAUUCCUAGCACCGUCGAUGUUCUUCAGGGCAUCCUCAACGUCAUUCCUCUGCAGCUGAUUGCCUACUGGCUGGCUGUCAUGGAGGGUCUCAAUGUUGAUUUCCCUCGCAACCUUGCCAAGUCGGUCACUGUCGAGUAA
Messenger RNA from Parascedosporium putredinis, 2100 nucleotides. Lineage: Eukaryota; Fungi; Ascomycota; Sordariomycetes; Microascales; Microascaceae. The record is from the annotation of a GenBank genome assembly.